AUGGCUUCAGACCAAGACUACAUGGCGUUCCUGGACAAGGCCAACAACGACGCGGACGAGGCCCACGCCAACGCGGCCAAGACGCAGUCGGGCGCGCGGGCGCAACUAAAGGCGCUCGACGCGGGGCAGACGGCGCCGAAGAGCAUCGUGGACGUGUGCAAGGAGGCCGUGUACACGAGCGACGCGGACGAGCCGUUUGAGCAGGUGUCGCUCAAGUAUAAGGGCGCGAAUGGUCUUCCCGACGAGGAGGAAUUCGCCAAGCUCAUCAACCACUGGGACGUGGCCAAGGCCGAAAUUAGCAUCAUGGACCCGCUGGACUGGGAUUCCAACGGGCAGUACACGAACGUGAUUGAGGCGGUCCGUGACGCCAGCAAGGGCAGCGACGUGCGAGUGUACCGGGUGGUGCGCGACAAGACGCGGGUGGAAUACUGGGUGGUUACGAGGGAGGGUGAGCGGAUCGUGGGCGCCAAGGCGCUGGCCGUCGAGUCGUGA
Molecule: messenger RNA, 492 nt
Organism: Akanthomyces muscarius
Lineage: Eukaryota; Fungi; Ascomycota; Sordariomycetes; Hypocreales; Cordycipitaceae
Exons: 2
Coding region: 1-492 (163 amino acids)
Source: RefSeq, a predicted model, not a curated record